AUGUCGUUGCUUGAUGAAAUUGUUAUUGAUUUAGAUGACCAGAAUUCAGGAUCUACCAUAAUAUCGCGAUUGCAAGGAACUACUCAAAGCUCUGGAGCUAGAGUAAUUUUAGUGUGCACAGAUUCCACACAUGCUGCUCAGCUUCUACGAGCUGCUGACGUCAGUGUUAUGGGUGGGUCAGGAUUUGCGUGGAUUUUUUGCAGUGAUGCAAUGGUGGACUUGGGAGAAGUUUCAAAAAAUUCUUAUGCUGAUCUUGAUUCGAAUACUUUUGGGAUAUUGAAAACUGGUGCAAUAGAUUUAAGAUUUAAGGGAUUAAGUCUUCCAGAAUUGAUGCCUCUGCACGCUUGCUUCACCAUAGCCUGCUUUCAAGAGGAAUUCAGUCGCCUGAACCCUGUAUAACAGAGGUCUAAUCCCGGGCUUGCACUAUUAUCCCUGAGUCUCAAUGGAUUAGAAAGAUUCCUCAUGCUUCACGUCUUAGGUGCUAUGGAGGCAAAGGUCAGCUGACGCCUCCUGCGGCCACUUCGAGGAAGGGUAGCAUCCAGAAAAAAGAACCACAGUCUCCCGGAGCGAAAGGAAAAGACCGUUACCCAAAAGCCAUUGGACAAUUAAUGCCUGGACUGGAAUGAUCAUCAGCUGACUCCCAAGGUAUUCCUAGCCCAUACGGCAGCGACUAUGCAUAGUAAGGGUUAGGAUCAAAGGGCCUGAACCUUGUUUAGGCUAUAAAACCAUUUUGACGCCCAAAGUGGUGUGCCUCUAUCACGGACAUAUUUCAACGCCACCACUAUAUUAAUUAUCUGGCGCAAUAGGAUUUGUAGCUUCUGACGAUUCCUAUCUGACAAGUUUUCCGCUUGGAAAUAUAAUUACUGCUCUUACGUUAGCAAGUCAAUAUGUGCUCAGUAUUGAUUUAUUGCAGACCCAGAUUUCUGGCGCAGCUAUUGCACAGUACAUUUUAACUUACUUACUUACUCAAUUAGGCGGUUAGUCGAGGUCCGUUUUGUUAACUCGGUUACCAAGGAUCCCACUGGGGAAUUCAUCCGCUUUGCGGGACGCGUACUUCCUUCAGGUUUCCUCCGACAUCUCCUCCUUGCCACUUCGCGGUGGCUCCAGUCUUGAGUGGGCGGGCUAUGGGUUCCAGGGGCCUUGCUUCAGGCUGCAGUGACGAGGUUGCCUGCACGGAAAAUCCAAAAAUGGAUUUUCUGGCCGACUGUCGGCAAAAGGGAAAACUUGUAGCCCAGGGCGUAAUCCCUGAUUUAACGGUAGUGCAGUGCCCAAAUGGUCCAAAGGACUUUGCUGGGUAACACCUUUUCCAACUGCAAGCCUCCUUUGUCCUCGAGGUAAAACCCAAACCAGAAAAAGGACAAGGGCUAGGCUGCUUACACCACAGGAGUUGCUUACCUAGCAUAGCAGCCCAUUUCCAGCUUGUUAAAACCUUGCCGGAUAUAAUUAAAAUAUGUACUCGGAAGCUACAUGGCCGGAGGCCAUGCCAGGUGGAGACACCAUAUUUUAAUUAUAUCCAGUACAUUUAACAAAUCCUUCCACACCUACACUAGAUUAUUCCAUAAAGGUUGACAAAAAUGGGAUUAAGAUUAAGAUUAAGUUAAGCCGUUCGCAUUUGCAGGGCCGGGGAUUUGCACCCCUUCACGCUCAUCGCCUAUGGUGAGGCCUCGGCGGACACCCUUCCUUGUUGCCGCAAACAAGGGACUCGCACACACCAGUCUUGACUUCCAAGGCUCCUGGGGUCUAAGGGCCAAUUAAUCGGAUCGAAAAUCCCAGUUUCUCGUUAGGCAAAAUACCGUCUUCAAGGUCUGUGGGUCAUAUUGCCCACAGACAUUGGCCGACCUUGCCCUUUCCAAUGAUUGUCCUGGAGGAAAAACCCCAAGUCCCAAGGAUUAGCUCCCUGAGGCCCGGAGAAAACCCAGCCCACAUAUAUAAAGGGUUUCUGGCCUCUUUCCACCCAAAUCCCCAACACUGGGUCAUUGCCUGCAGGUGUUGAGGAAAUAGGGCUGGGAGGUCGGGUGGCUCGUCGUCGCCAUUUUUAUGUAUAUGACAAAAAUGGGAUAAAGGUGUCGAGCUAUUAUAUUUACAACAUCCAGAACUUCUUAGAGGUAUAUGUAGGUAAAUGGGAUUCCUCAUCAAGAACUAUCAAUACUUCUGGAAGCUCGAUUACUUGGCCUGGUUUUACAACGACAGUCCCAAAUGAUAAAAUUCCUCUGCUAACUAUUUGUUUGCUUUAUCCUGCCCAUGACCAAGACGGAAAUACAUAUAGUGGCGCUACUGCAAUAAAAAACGGUUUUGAUCUUGGAGUCAAAGAAGUAAACUCUAAGGGUAUUAUGGGUGAUUAUCAAAUUAUUGUUGAAUAUAAAGACACUUAUAUGAAUAAAGACCUUGCUGCAUCUAAUAUUAAAUCCUUGGCGAGCUUUAAUAUACUAGCUUACGUUGGCCCUUAUAAGACAGAAGAAUCAAUUGCUUAUUCUUCUGCUAUUUCUGGCACCUCAGACCCAAAACCACUGAUUUCUUAUGGAUCUACAUGAACAAAUUUAACAAGCACUGAUACCUACCCUCAGUUCAUGAGACUAAUAGAAGCAGACGACCUAGAAGGUGUUGCUCUUGCCUUAUUUAUUCAACAAAUAGGCUGAAAAACAAUCGGUGUUGUAUACACAGGAGACGAGUAUGGAAUAGAUGUGUACACUUCUUUUAUGAGCAAUAUAAAAACUCUUGGGAUUACAGUGAAAAAUGAUGUAGACAAGCGAAAAAUUUACCUACGACCCAUAAUUAAAAUGGAGAUAUCCGAGUAGGGUAGUUCUCUUACAUCGGGCUCAGUGAAGGGGAACUUUGGCUCUUCUGAGAGAGCUUAACCUAAUGAGGCAUUACCCAUUAGCACUAUGUAGUGGAAGAAGAACGUUCUUUGAAGCAGGGUGACGGAAAUUCUAAUAGUUGAGCAAUUGCCGAUCCAUUGCUCAAAGCGGAAAACGUAUCAUGUAAAAGGCUUCAGAAAGCAAAUGGAAAGUAGUUUUACUAAUUAAUUACCUACAAUCCAGAUUUAGGCCUGACCUCAACAACAAAAAAUAGUGUCGAUAAAGUUUUAUCAAACAUAGUCAGGCAUCAAAUAAAAGUUAUUGUAUAUAUUGGAUCUUAUACUAUUGGCGUGCAAGUGGCCCUUACUGCUCACAAAAAAGAAAUUUAUGGUAGUGACUAUGCAUGGGUUGGCCCCAGAUGGCUAACUUCAGAGCUUACAUCAUUGAUUACAGCAAACUAUAAAGAUGAUGCAAGCACAAUUUAUUCUGUCAUUAAUGGCGCUUUUGGAUUGGCUUAUAGAAGAGCUAUUGGCGAUACUGGGGCUUCAUUUGAAGCUAGUUAUACAAAAGCAUAUAAUUCCAGCUAUUCGGUAUAUGGGAUGUACGCUUAUGAUGCAAUUUAUCUAAUUGCUACAACUGUGCAGUCAAUGAUUUCUAAUGGAGAAGAUUUCAACUCAGGCACUGAUCUUACAAAAGCUCUGAGAUCGGCUGAUAUUACUGGGGUUAGCGGGAUUAUAAAGUUUAUUGAUGGAUCUAAUGAUAGAUCUGGAUUUGGGUUUUCUGUAGUCAAUAUGCAAGACAACUCCAUUGUGACUAUCCAAACAUAUGAUCCAAGCAACCCAACUGUUUUUACCAAUAUAGCAGGCGUCUCUAUAGUAUUCAGCGGAGAAAGCGCAAGUCCACCAUCUGACCAUUGGUCAAGCUCAUAUGACUGCCCGUUUGCAGAAAACAUGGUAUCUAUUGAUUGGGACGGUGUCGUUAUUGUUAUCUGUAUUGGUUUCUUUUUAUUUGCACUUACCUUGCUGCUCAGUUAUUUUGCUUAUAAAAAAUGGAAACAGCUUGAAUUCCAAGAAAUCACUGAGCCAGUCGUCAGGUCAUGGAAAGACAAUUUGGUCAUCAUUACCAUUAUUAUCGAAUUUUUCCAAUUUGUGGCAAUUGCUCCCACAUUCCCAGCAUUUAAAACAGUCAUUGAAUCAGCAGCAAAUAUUUUUAUGGUUGAUGUUCUAAAAAUGACCCAUGGGAAUAAAAGCACUUAUUGGACUAUGCUGAUUGUGGUGUCAGUUUUAUGCUAUGCCUGGUUCUUCUUGAUUAUGCUUAUUAUGGCUAACGCAGAAAAAUGGCUUGCACAAAUACCAUUAUGCCAGAGAUUUAUGGGGCUUGUGAAUACCAUGUAUUUGCCGUUUUUUGGGAAUACAAUGUUUUUGCCUUUUAUGACGAUGCUACUUGAUGUCUUUGUGUGUGACCAUAAAGCUCAGGCUAAAGCAUUUGUGUGGAGAGAUUGCUAUAUGAACUGCUGAACAAGCAGCCAUUAUCCGUAUAUUGUGAUGUCAGCUCUGGCAUUAUCAUGCUACCAGCCUGUAGCUGUAUUUUCUCGUCCACUAUGGCAGCAAGCCAAAACUGGUGUAAAUCUUAUGGUGAAGCCAUUUUUCCUACUCUUUAAAACAUGUGUGCAAAUUCUGCUUAUUGCAGUAGGUAAAUCUUUGCAAGGCUCACAGCCUAUAGCUCAUGGAAUUUUAUUUUCAAUCCUAAUCCUGCUUUUCUCUAUCGUUACUUAUAAAAUCAGACCAUUUAACUAUGGAAGAUGCAAUUUAUGGGAGCUUUCUUCACUUAUUGGGGUGUUUUAUAUUGCUGUGCUUGCAACAAUUUCAAAUGCCGCGGACUCGAAUAUUAAGCUCAACCUUAAAUAGAUAAUGAAUAUAUUAUUUUUAUUUAUUUUGGAAUAUUUAAGGGAAACAGUAUAAUAUCGCUUGGUUUAUUGUACUUUUUAUAGGUUGGGGGGUAAUCGGAAUAGUAACUUUAAUAGUCCAGAAAAAAUAUUAUCCGAAUUUCUUGGUUCCUGCAGCUGGGAAUAUACAUUAAAAUGGCGACACGUGUCAACCUGCCUCUUGGCGCAGCAGUCCAGACCUUAUGGCUAAGGCGAACUGGAACUGAUUCUGAGCCGAGAAUCUAGUGCAGGCUCAAGAGGUGUGCAUCCGGGUAGGUUUUGGCUGCUUUCCUGUGGUUGGAAAUGGAGGUGCUCAACAACGUCCUUUGGAUCCGAUGACCCAUGGGCAUUCCUCUACAGAGAAACUGGGGGUUUCGGCCCAGGCCAUAGGGGAGCAGUCUUUUUCCUGUAACUGUCGAAGAAAGGCACUUUGACACCCGAUAGACUCCAAGGAUCCUUGGAAUCAAGCUACUCCAGUCGCCCGGAGCAGGGCCGCAGAAAUCCAUAAGCUGCCCACUUAAAGACUGAAGCCUCAAAGCAAAGAGGAGACAGAAGGUACCGGAAGGGCACUCACAAGAGGGAUAGACCACUGGGCUGGAGUCGAAAAGCGGUAGAACCUCCCGUAAACGAGGUCUUUGGUGACUGCGUGACCAAUAUGGCGAGUGCCUGAAUUUAAAAUUCUAAUCCUAAUCCUGCAGCUGGGAAGUCAAGAAGUAAAAUAUACGAUGCCUUGAAGUUCCAAAAAGAUGAGAGCAUGGACGUAGAUAACUCUGUAGUCGGGCUAAGACAGCAUAACCAAAGCCCUGCUGACGAAUCUCGUCUUGACCAGGACAAUGAUCGCAACAAUGAUGUCGAGAGCAUUGGAAAUAGAAAAGGUCUUACUCCCCCCCCUUCGUGAGCGAACAAAAAAAUUGUUCACUCACGGAGGGGGUUAAUUAUUUUUUUAAAAAAAUUUAUAUAUAAAUUUUCUAUAAAUUAUUUUUUUCGAAAUUUAAAAAAAUCUCACUUCUAUAAAAAUUGGAAAGCAAAUAUUAAUUUAAUUAAUAAAAUUUAUGUUUUAAAACGCAAUUUGCUUAAAAUUAAACAGAAUUAGCUCGAGAUUUCAUUAUACUAAUUAUCACUUAUAUAUCAAAUUUUUUUUCCAUAAAAAAUUUUUCUAUUAAAAAAAUUUUUGUUAACUCACGGAGGGUGGGUUUUUGGGCAAAAAAUAAGGAUUUUUCUAAUGGUUUUGUUCACUCACGGAGGGGGGGAGUUAGCUAA
Blepharisma stoltei is the source of this 5979-nucleotide messenger RNA. The record is from the annotation of a GenBank genome assembly. NCBI's taxonomy places the organism in Eukaryota, Ciliophora, Heterotrichea, Heterotrichida, Blepharismidae.